AUACUUCUUGACUUAUUUUUGGUUAAUAUAUUUAGGUUUGAAAAGCAAACUGUGAUAGUAUGUGAUAUUGUCCUUUAACAUCUUUCUUGAUUUGUUGGUGAAAUAUUAAGUUUCUUAGUAGGCCUUUUUAUGGAUCUUCUAAUUACUGCGUGCAUACACACGUGUGCUAGAGUAAGUGAGAGAGGAUGAUGCCAAAUAUCACAAAUUUAGAAAUAUAUCUCAAUCUUAAGGUAGAAUGGUAAGUCUUAAGCAGUCAUUAGGUGGUCGGCUACAUAGAGCACUGAAUGCUUUAUAACAUUUCUAGAACCUUUUCUGCUCUUAAAAUUGGUGUCAUCCCAGUUUGAACUAGUGUGAAGUCAUGGCGAAGGUAAUUUAGGAUAUAUAAAAGACCAUUAGCAGGAAUAAAAACCCAUCCCUCUGUAGAAGCAUGCUAGUAUUUUUUUUUCCUUCUUUCCUGGGGGUGGAAUUUUUGGGAUGGGGAGGUUCAAGAGGGAAAGUUGAUGUUAAGGAAAGUUGAUGUUAAGAAAUGAGGCAAGGGCGCCGCAGGGAUCCCGCGGCACCCCCCCCUCCGAUCAAUCCGCGGCCAAUCCCGGCCGCGGAUUUCGCUCGGCCGCCGCGAUUCACGCGGCGGAGAGCCGAUACAAGGGGGUGAUAAAACCCCCCAAGCCCUCCUCCCUAGGGCACCUCCAAGCUCCUCCUCCUCCUCCCUCCUUCCCUCUUCCUCCUCUCCUUGGUGAUCGGCGUGCCCUCCCGGCCGAGUGCUGUCCGAAACCCUGUCGCGAGUCUCCCCUGUUUUGAAAUCUUCUUCCUCUCCGGAAAAGCGCCGCUGCCACCGCCGUUUGACCACCGGAUCGAGCAGCUGCAGCCGAGACCUCCCUCCUGCCGCCUCCGUCGAGCACCGGCAAGAAUGAGUGCGAAAAUGAACGCUUUUCUUCAUUACUGGAUCAUAUUCCCUCUGGUUCUAGUGGCACUGGGCGUCAGUGCGAUCUCGGUGAUGGUACUCAUGACCCAGCAAAUUAAGCCCGCCAUGCGGGAUGAUCCUUAUGAUCCUGUCAAGUUGUUGCUGGCGCACGUCCAUGACCGUGCGGAUCUCCUGAUGCAGGCGAAUGCCACUGUAUUUCAUGUCACCAGGGUGCUAAGCUCCAUUGGAGACUUGUCCGCAUUCUCCAACAUCGCAGACAAGGUGGCGCCAAAUUUGUUCCUGGCAUUUGCAACAAUGCCAUGGAUAUCACAGAUAUCUUAUGUUAGUAUACAUGGUGGAAUGCUUCUCUCCUAUUACAAUGAUGAGAACCAGGCGCGCACGAUGUUUUCGAAUAUUUCAGAUUCUUCCAAUUAUUCUGCUGCACAUAAAUGGUACAGCCAAUCAGUAGAUCGAGAUACUGGGAUGGUGUAUGGAGAUGUGAUUCCUUGCUCUCCACAACAAAUUGGUUCCCAAUGGUUUCAAGAUGCAUUAAAUGGUAAGAGCAGGUAUGCUUCAUGGGGAGUUGGCUGGAACAAAGCUAGGGAUCAGAUGCUCUUUUUCACUGCUCCAGUGGCCAGAUCAGGAGUUAUUUCCAUCGGAAUUGCCAUAAAAGAUCUCGUUGAUAAUAUUUUUCGUGUCAACCUUUGGGGCGGGCACUUGUAUGUAGCUACAGAAGAUGGGCAUGUCAUAGCAGAGACUGGACCACCGCAUACUCGCUAUGUGCUUGGUAAUAAUACAGUUUCAAUCCAUGUAAUGGAUAAGAGUGAUACCUUACCACUUGAAAAGCAUGAUAAUUUUUCAUGCCAGCUUGAUAACCCUGAAGGUACAGGCAGUGAUCCAUCUCAUACUAACUAUUUGAGCAUUUGGGGCAAGAGAUACAAUUUUGGUUGUGCUCAUCUUGAUGUUUCUGGAAUCAGAAUGGUAAUGCAUUGGAUAUUGGUCCUGGAAUUAAAGCUUUUUGAUGCUUUCUUCUUAUGAAAUGAUGUCAUUUUCAGUUCAGUCCUUUCCAUUAAUAGUUAUGCCUUGCCUUGCUCUAAAUUGAUCGAAUUUUGGUUAUUUACUAGGUAUAUGUAAUUGCUUUUCCCUGUAAGGAAGUAAUUCCCCUCGUUCAUAAGAUGAAGAUAGUUGUUGUCUCACUGCUGUCACUUAUGAUUCUCGGUGUGAUUGUCGGAAGUUCCAUCAUGCUGCAACUGUUGAGGAGAUCGCGAAUACAGGAAGCAUUUCUAUAUGCGAGCCUCAUCAAGCAAAAGGAGGCGAUUCAACAGGCAGAGCGGAAGAGUAUGAAUAAGAGCUUGGCAUUUGCUAGUGCCAGCCAUGACGUGCGUACUUCUCUCGCAGGCAUCACUGGCUUAGUAGAACUUUGUCGUCUUGAUGCCACCCCAAAUUCCAAAUUGGAUAGGCACUUGGAGCAGAUGAGUACUUGUGCAUCACAACUUCUAGGGAUAGUAAAUUCAGUUCUCGAUACAAGUAAAGUAGAAGCAGGAAAGAUGCAACUAGAAGAGGUUGAAUUUGAUAUGGCUCAAGUGCUUGAGGAGUCAGCAGACAUAUUCCAUGUUGUCGCUCUUAAGAAAGGCCUAGAGGUGAUUUGGGAUCCUUGUGAUUGCUCAGUUCUUAGAUGUUCAAAUGUCAAAGGAGAUUGUCGACGGCUUAAACAGAUUCUCGAUAACCUACUUGGCAAUGCAGUGAAGUUCACAUCCGAGGGACACGUGGUUGUGCGUGCUUGGGCUAAGAAGCCUAGCUUAGAAAAUUUUAAACUUUCUUCGAACCAUGAGUUCCGCUUUCCUAGCAUAUUAAGCCAUCUGACAAGGUGCCUUUGGAAGAAUGAAACUAAUAUGGAAAUUCUUAAUCCUGUUCAGCAUGGCCCAGAUUCUGUUGAAUUUAUUUUUGAGGUAGAGGACACUGGUAAGGGAAUACCCAAGGAAAAGAGAGCUUCUGUCUUUGAGAACUAUGUGCAAGUCAAAGAAACAACUACUGGAGGACAUGAGGGCACUGGUUUGGGACUUGGAAUAGUUCAAUCCUUUGUGCGACUGAUGGGUGGUGAGAUUAGCAUUAAGGAGAAAGAUCCUGGUGAAAGAGGAACAUGUUUUAGGUUUAACAUUUUUCUCAAGUCAAGUGAUGCAUCUUUGGAUGGUGAAGAGAAUACCAAUUCUCAGUUGCAUCCAAGAAAUACAUCUGUUGCUAGUACUCAACUUGCUGGGAAAAAUAUGACUGCCCAAUCAAAAAUUCGUGCCAUGACAUUCAAAAGAGGUCUUCAAAUGGAAGGAAUUCACUCUCUACUUUUGAUUCAAGGUGAAACAAAAGAAAUUAUGCAAAGAUGGAUGGAAAGCCUUGGAGUAAAGGUAUGGGCAAUCGACCACCACAAGCUUCUUUAUCCUUCACUCGAAAAGAUCAAGAAUAGUCUUUGUGCCUCUGCAAAGCCCGAUUCAGUGUCACGUAGCAAUUCCUUGUCCAGAACCACAUCUCUCAAUUAUAACAAAGAAAAUGAGGGGUGUUCUAGCUCUGUAGAUGUGGCUGAUCAAACUUUGCCUCUUACCACUAAGGAACGUCUGAAGAAGCUAAGUUUUAGUGGUUUGCCAACUUACAUUUUGAUUGUCAUUGAUUUGAGCAGUGGAAAUAUGUCAGAAAUAUGCUCGAUUUUGAAGAAUUUUACUAGCAGCAUUCAUAAUAUCCAGUGCAAGAUUGUUUGGUUGGCCAGUUUCAAUACUCCGGCUGCUGAUUUAAGUAGUUCUAAUCAGGAGAAAUGUGAUCUUGUUUUGCAAAAACCAUUACAUGGUUCUCGUUUAUAUGCACUCCUGAAACUUUUACAAGAGUUCGGAGGAACAAAUGUAGAUGAUCCACAAGGAAUACAGAUUAUGAAUACAAUGCAAGAACGACAACAAUCUAUCGAGCUUGGUUCUUCUAUGGAUGAUAAAACUUUAUUGUCCAAUUCUUUUGCUUCGCAAUCAAGCCAACAUACCAACAAAACAUCUGGAUCGAGAUACAGUAUGGAUGAUGACACACCCUUAAGUGGCAUGAACAUCUUACUUGCGGAGGAUAUGCCCAUUUUAUCUAAGGUUGCUAAACACACACUUUCAAGACUUGGUGCAACUGUUGAACAUGCUGAAAAUGGGCGGGAUGUUGUGGACUUGGUUACAAAGGCUUUGCGAGGAACAUCUGAUAAGCACAAUGGAACUGCCCAACCACAAGGAGAUUUAAAGCCUUUACCUUAUGAUAUUAUUCUAAUGGAUUGUGAGAUGCCUAUUAUGAAUGGUUAUGAAGCAACAAGGAAAAUAAGGGAAGAGGAAAAAUAUUAUGGUUUCCACAUCCCAAUAAUUGCUUUGACUGCUCAUGCGACACCUGAGGAAGAAAGGAAAUCAAUUUCCGCUGGAAUGGAUUUCCAUUUGACAAAGCCACUAAAAAGUAAUGAGCUAUUGGAAACUAUCAAUAAUGCUUAUCAAAACUAAAACAAAUGAAUCGACUAUAUUGCUAUACAAUUUGAACUGUCAUUUCUUUUCUAUUAUGUCUUUGUUUGUACUAUAGAUCAGACAAAUAUUGUAAGUUUUUCUAUUAUUACAUUCUCCUUGUUUGCUUAAA
Messenger RNA from Phoenix dactylifera (date palm), 4534 nucleotides. The record is from RefSeq and is a predicted model, not a curated record. Lineage: Eukaryota; Viridiplantae; Streptophyta; Magnoliopsida; Arecales; Arecaceae.